AUGUUGCCAUUUAAACCUAAUAAUAACAACUUGAAUUCCAAAACUGCGGAAACCUAUGACCAAGAAAAGAAUGAUAAUGAUGUAUAUUCGGAUGUAACUUUGGAAAGUUCUAGUGCAAGUAAAAUGAAUGAUAAUGAUAAUUCUGAACCUUCAAAUCAUUCUCAAACACAACGAACCGAAUCCGAGAUAUCUGAUAUGUCUCUUGUCGACCUCGUAAAACAAGGUGGCCAAGUCGUUCAGAAUAAAAUUGAUUUAUUAAGUAAUGCUGUUGUUGGUGUUGGUAAAAAAGAUCAAAGCGAUAAAAUCCCACCAGCACAUAUUCCAGCUGAAGGGUCGACAGCAUCAGAAGGAGUUGGGUUUAAACCGGCUGAAGCUCAAGAUUCACAUUCUCAAACACGACGAACCGAAUCCGAGAUAUCUGAUAUGCCUCUUGUCGACCUCGUAAAACAAAGUGGUCAAGUCGUUCAGAAUAAAAUUGAUUUAUUAAGUAAUGCUGUUGUUGGUGGUAU
Molecule: messenger RNA, 509 nt
Organism: Ambispora gerdemannii
Lineage: Eukaryota; Fungi; Glomeromycota; Glomeromycetes; Archaeosporales; Ambisporaceae
Source: the annotation of a GenBank genome assembly